UGUUUACAAAUAUGGCGACUUGGACGGAAUUUUCGAAACACGAAAAUAAGAAAAUAUUUUAUUGACAUUUAAUUUUGGGGUUAGAUAGUUCGUUUUGCACUCUAGGAGAAUAACUGCAAUGGAUGACCAACAGAUCGAAUUUUUGAAUGACCAGGUAAAAAGACUCACUAUACAGUUGGCCAAAUACAGAAAUCAAGAGCUCAAGGAUGAAGAAGAGACACCUCUUGAUCAACCAGGUCCCCCUGCACCAUGGUUAACAGACAAAAGUGUCUUGUCUCCACUCAUAGAAGAAUAUGAUCAACAGAUUCAACAACUGGAAGAAGAGAGAGAUAUUUUAAAGGAUGAACUGGCUCGCUUAAAACCAGAAUUUGAAAGAUUGAUCUCAGAGAAUAAUAAGCUAGUCCAAGAUUUAAGGAAAACUGUUGAGAACCAGUUAGGAGGAGCGAGCGAUGGAGAGUUCUCUCCCUCUAACGACCAGGAGCAAAUCCUCCAGAAUCUGCAAAUGCAGGCAGAGAGUGCGUUACAGGAGAAAGAUGCUGCCUUGGAUAGAUGGCAGGAAGCAGACCAGGAAAUUGAUCGCCUUCAGAGAGAACUACAGAAUGAAAAGGACAGUCACCAGUGGAGGGUUGUUGAACAACAGGCCCACCAGAUGCAGUCGGAAUACUAUGAGACAGUCACAGUGUUAAAUAAAGAAAUCGAAGCAUUACAGAAUGACUUGCGGUCCACUCGAGACCAACUGGACAUGGCUAACACAGAGGUCAGAGAGCUAAAGAGAUCCAACAAAGAUAUUGAGCAGCAACUUAUAUGGAAGGACCAAGAAAUAGCCGAUGUCAUCUUCAAGGAAGGAAUGUCAGAUUCCAGAGUAGGGGAACUGAAGAAAAUAAUGGAUGACACCUCACAGAAGUUGUCAUCCGCAUUGAAAGAGUUGGACAAUGUCAAGGCAGAGAAGAUUGCAUUGGAAGUCAGAGUUACAGAGCUGAAAAAACGGGGGGAUGAGUUAGAGAAGAAAGAGUUUGAUUAUGUGGCUCAGGUCAGGGAUGCUGUACAGAUGGUGGAGAAUUCAGUAAUAGAGAAAGACCAGGCUGAAAUGGAGGUUAAACAAAAAGAAGAGGAGAUAGAGAAACUACAAGAGGCUCUGAAUAAACUGAUCAAUGAUGCUGGGGUCAGAACAAGACAAGAGGUGGACAGUGUCAGAAAACAGUGCAAUGAGAGAAUUUCAAAACUGACGGUGGAACUGCACACACUGGAAAUGGACAAUGCAGAGAAAGAAGAACAGAUAAAGCGGGCUCUACGAGACAAGCGUAAUGUUGAAGCUGAGUUAGAGAAGGUUAUAAAGGAAGGCUAUGCUCAAGCAGUCAAAGACAAGGGGGCUUAUGAGGACAUCAACAGAAGAGCUAUACAGGCUGAGAGAAUGCGGGAUGAACUCCUAGUCAAAGUCGAUAACCUGACUAGUUCACUCAGAAGAGAGGAAAUGAACCAAGAACAAGUAAAAUCAAAGCUUGAAAAAGAAUUGGCAGAACUCAAGCAAAGAAAAGCAGCAAUGGACGUUGAUUUUGAGCAUUUGAAUGAAGACAGGAUAAAACUUCAAAAUGAUGUGGAUGAGAUGAAGAAGAGAGUGGGGUUAGCAGAGAAGGACAAAGAGACUGCACAGAGGAAAUACCAGAAAGAGAUGGCCAUCCUGGAGAAUGACAUGCAGCAGAAGAUACAGGACUAUGAGGUCAGGCUGCAGUGCUCUGAUGAAGCCAGCAGGAAAACCAUUGGAGAACUCAGGAACCUGCUGCAGGGCCAGCAGAGGAUGAGUGCCAGAUGGAAAGAAGAGUGUCAGUCCAUUACAGAGAAGUUCGAGUGCAAAAUAAACGAUCUGAGAUCCGAGGUCAGUCACCUGAAGAAGAGGAAUGAUGAACUAACGUCUCUCCUACGGGAAAGUCAAACCAAGACCCUGGAGGCUGAGAGGAUGAUUACAGAUUAUGCUAAAAAUAUAUACAGGAUAGAGGAGCGUAUGCGCGACUCUGAAGCCAGAGCAGCAGAAGCUUCAAAACAGUUAGCGCGACAGUCUGUCAGAGAGAGACAAAUGGCAAAUGAAAAGAGAAGCUUGAUGCAAGAAUUGCAGAGAAGCACAAUGGAAAGCUCUAUAAACAGGAAUCCAGAUGCUUUACUAGUGAGCGACCUUGCCUCCAGCCACCACUCUGUGAAGUCUGUCAACGCAUCAUGACAAGAAAUAGAUCCAGACAUCCAGUUCAGAGAUAGGCCCUUAUCACAUUCAGUGCCAAUUACUGCCAAUGCCAACCUGUGAUAUCACCACUGACAUACAAGAUAUUUAUUGUAAUCUCUAAAAAUAACCUCACAGAAAACUGUGUCCGUUUUAAAUGGAGAUUACCAUGUACAUGUAUUGUGGAAUAUCUAGUGGACUAUAUACAACACUGAUAUAACUUAUGAAUGGGGUUCUCAGUGAUUUUGAUUCCAUCCAGUGCUGCUUUGUUGUACUAUUACACAGGAGUACCUGUU
Messenger RNA from Magallana angulata, 2505 nucleotides. RefSeq names its product sodium channel and clathrin linker 1-like. Lineage: Eukaryota; Metazoa; Mollusca; Bivalvia; Ostreida; Ostreidae. The transcript is spliced from 22 exons. The record is from RefSeq and is a predicted model, not a curated record. Gene Ontology annotation, cellular component: centriole; centrosome. The coding region runs from base 119 to 2212 and encodes 697 amino acids. Gene Ontology annotation, biological process: centrosome cycle; clustering of voltage-gated sodium channels; cilium assembly.